AAAAUCUACUCCAAAUCAUCCAGUUUCGUGUCCCCUUCGCCUCACGGCGGUGCUUACUCCCCGCUCGCCGGCUCUCCUCUUCCCCUUUCCCUUCCGGUGGCGCUUCCUCCCAGCUCGCGGGCCCUCGUCUUCCCCUUCCCCUCGCGGUGGCGCGUCCUCCCCGCUCCCCGGCCCGUUUGCUUCGCCUCGCAUCAUUGUCAAACCCUCUCUGCCCCCACCGAAGCGAAGCACACCAUCACCUCGAAGGAAUUUUCUCUCGUAGCCCCCCUCCUCCACUUCACCUGUAAUCGACUGGAGUGGGCUGGAUUGAUAUCUUCUUUUGUUGUAAGAUGAUUCUGAUUGGAGCGCUGCAACUUUGAUUAUCGGAUGCAAUGGAAUUAACCAAACUUCGUGGUGGAAGAAACAAAGAUUCACCCCUCAGGGCUCAACCUGCAGGCAACUCCUGCUGAGAACCAGGGGAAUUCGACCCGGGCAUGUCGGCUGGGAGAGGCGAUACAAACAUCCCUGGCAAUAGGCCUCUAUUCUGAGCGCUGGGGUGCCCAACUUAGGCUGUCAAAAUCUUGCUGGUACAGCCGCAGCAGACGACAGUAGCCUGAUCGCCUUGCUGGCCUUAUUCUCCGCAUGCUCCACGUCUGUCUUGAAUGCCAUGCACGAGAGUUCUGCCCCACAAGCUGCUUUCUCGAGUCCGAUGAGCCGCGCAGCUGAAGAACACGCUGAACCCUCCAUCCAGCCAUCCUGGAAUGUGCCCGAGGGAUGCACACAGGUGCCUAUUAGUAUCUUAGUGUUCCAUAGGCGGCUGACCGGAAGGGGAUCGAGACCGCAGCUGCCACUGUGUCAUAGUUUUAUGCCAGCCCCUGCCUUGGCUGGUGUUUCAGAGGGAGGAGCUUCUAUUCAGCUUGCUGGGAGUAAUUUCUUGUCACUUGGAAGAGCAUCAAACAUUGUUACAAGUGAUAUGGCAAUGAAUCCUUCACAACUAGCCACUCCAGAUAAAUACAAUUCUGAGCAUGCACCUAUACAUCUUCGGCCAAAUGGUUUAGAUGACGAAGCAUCCAAGACUGGAAAUGGAACAGAAGCUAGCCAACUGCAACAAUCCGCAACAACAAUUUUCUGUGACAACCACAGUAAUUUGGAAUCAGUGAUUCCUGCAAACACCUUGGAAACACAAGUUCAGCAUUCUCAAGAAUCAACUUCCCUUCGUGCAGAAGGAUCCGCUGACGACAGCAUGCAUGUGUACCAGCCGAUGCAAAAAAAGCCCAAGACACAAAUCAAUCAGAGUGAGCACACACCUUUGUCAACACCAGCUGUACUCAAGGAGAAAACAUUAACUCAGAUAGAGAUGCAGAUUUCAGGUGCUGAGAAAACUGAAGCAUUCAGGAAUGAGGAAUCCCCAGCACGAAAACUGAAGACUCGGAGGAAAAAACACAGACCAAAGGUAAUACGAGAGGACAAGCUAGAAAAAGUGAAAAAACGUGUAGAUUCAACACCAGAUGGAAAAUCUCCAAAUCAAAAGGUCAAGAGAAGUUACGUCCGGAAGAAAAGAAAUCUCAGCUCUCUGGAAAAGUGUGCAGGGUAUGUUAGUGAUCAAUCAAUCUCUAGAGAAAUAGGAAUUGAUGCUAGAAGCAGAAAUGCAUCAGUUCGAAGAAGUCUGCAUUUUGAACUCGAGGAACAAGGAGUGCGGGGAGACCAUUCAUUGCCAGCCAACUCACACGACCACAACUAUGAGAAACUCAUUCAUGCUCAAAGUUCUUUAUGCUCAAUGACUGGAUCGGAAGUGCAGAUUGGACAUGGACUGCAAGUAGAUAUGGAAAAUUCACCAGGAGGAUUAGCUUUUGGCAUGAGUCUGAAACUGAACAAAUUGUUAGAUGAGUACAUACAUUUGCCAGAGGUCACACCAAAACCUACCCAAGAAGUUUCAAAUGCAACUUCUGGAUCAUUUAGUAUGGAACUAACAAGGGAACAUGAUAAUGUAGGACAAACUUGCGAACCUGAUGCCACAUGUAAGUCCGGGUUGUGUAUUGAAAAAACGGCGGGGAUGGCUAUAAUAGAAGGGAACAAAAAAGACUUGGAAUUAAACUAUUCUAAUACAGAUGGUUUUCUUUGCUCAGCUAGGUCCUUAACUGAAAUGGAGUCCACAAGAAGUCAGAGUAAGGUGUCGAAAGUGGAGAACCACACACACCAUAACGAUGGUGAAUCAUCCCUAACUGGUACACAUGACUCCAUUAUCUUGAGGACUGCAGCUGAGAUGCUAGAAUUUUGCCAAGCUGGUGGUAAUAAAAGGAAGAGAUCAGCCCGAGUCCGUAGAAAUUCCUUCGUUUCUGUUAUGGAUCUUGAGAAUAAUGCUUUACAAGCAUCAACAAGAUUGCCACAGGCAUGCAUGGAUGCUCUGUAUGAAAGUUCCUACACUAAGUUUAUGACCAAGAAACGUUCACAAAAGGCACGAUCGCACUGUCCCAGUUCCAUUCAGCCAAAUGUGGAGCUGAAAAACAGGCCACUAGUUGGAAGCAUUUUUUAUGGUGGAUCUGAUGGAUCAAAAGUAUCAGAAGAGACUAUAAAAAAUUCUGCACCGCAGACCCUGGCCAAUAAAAGAGUCAACCUUGACACUCAUUACGAAGUACCAGAAGGGAUCUCAGCAAAUACAUCAACAGUACCGUAUAUGGAUUACCUUCAAGGAGUUGCAUCAAAGCUGAAACAUCUUGAUUUGAACACUGAGCAGGUGCAUAGAACUGAGAUGCAUUUAUCUCUGACCACACCUGCUGUUAUUUCUUUUGGAGGAACAGAUGGUCUGUCAAAUGCUCUUGUCCCAUAUGGUGGUAGGAUGGUGGUUCCAUACGAGAGGCCCUUGCAGUUAGUCAAAAGGCAGCGCCCUAGAGCUAAGGUUGACUUGGAUUUUGAGACAACAAGAGUUUGGAACCUUUUAAUGGGGAAAACAGCUGAGCCUGUAGAUGGGACUGAUGUUGAGAAGGAGAGAUGGUGGCAGCAAGAAAGAGAAGUUUUUCAAGGCCGUGCUAAUUCAUUUAUAGCACGCAUGCGACUUGUUCAAGGAGACAGGCGCUUUUCUCCUUGGAAAGGAUCUGUAGUUGACUCAGUAGUAGGAGUCUUCCUCACUCAGAACGUAGCUGAUCAUCUUUCAAGCUCUGCCUUUAUGGCCCUUGCUGCAAGUUUUCCGUCACGGUCAGUCAAUAGCAAUUGUAAGGAUGAUACUACCACCCAAGACAAUGAACAAACCAUCAGCUCAAGUGCGCCGGGAGAAAAAAACAUGUUUGACCUCUUUCAUUAUGGUGCCAGACCUGAUCUAGGAGUGAGUUGUGAGGAGUUAUCAAUGACCUAUGAGAAUAAAGACAUGGAACCAAAGGACAAUUCUUGCGCUGAUGAAUUGAUUAAAGUUGAAAAUUAUUCUUUUGAUUGCAGAUUAGCAAAUGCAAGUGUUUGUAAUCACCAAGGGAUAGAAAUAGAACAUAAAGCACAGCAAUUUUCAAAUUUCUCCUCUGUAGAAUUAACCGCGUCUUCAGAAGUCCUGCAACAGAUACAGUUCCAGAAGGAGAUCUCGUCCUCCCAAAGUGUAACUUUGGAAAAUCUUCAAUCAACAUUAUCUUUGAGUUCUGGGAUACCUAGAAAUUUUGUUGUUGUUGAUUCUGCUGCAACUUAUGAGCAGCUGGGAAGCAAUAUGGAUCAUGGAAAAUCAUUAACAGGAAAUGGUGCCACAACCAGUGAAAUGGAAUGCCAGAGGCUCAAAACAGCAGCAAUAAGGGAUGAUGGUAUCAGUAAACCUGGGAUUCCUUCUAGUAACACGAUGCCAUUUAUCUCGACCAUUGAUCCUCAACAAGUAGAUUUGAGAAACGAGCCAAAUGUUUCUUCGACAUCUCCCAACAUUUCUUCAGGUUCUGCAUCACCAAACUUCAUAAAUGGCACCAUCGAGAUGAAAAAUACUCUUUUCAUGCCAUUUGAUUCUGAUGUGGCAGAAAUGGGUGGUAAGACCGCUGGUGCUACUCUGAACUCUCCAAAAACAAGCACAGAGCUUCCAGUAAAGUUACACCAUGACAAAAGGACUAGUUUUGAAGCAUCAGACUUGCAGGAGCAUGAAUCACUCUUUGUCACUGGUGAAAUGACAGCUGGAACAAUAAGAAAAGAAGAUGAAUGUACUUUGAAAUCUGGUUUUACUUCCUACAAUGGAGUACCAGAUGCAGCAGCACGAGCAUCACGGCCAAAGAAAACAAGAACCACAAGUAAAAAGAAUAUGGAGAAUUUCGACUGGGAUAAAUUGCGAAGGCGGGCUUGUAGUGAAGGCCACAUGAAAGAAAGAAGUUUUGAAAGAAAAGAUUCUGUAGAUUGGGACGCAAUAAGGUGCGCAGAUGUGCAAAGAAUUGCUCAUGCCAUUCGGGAAAGGGGAAUGAAUAAUGUUUUAGCAGAGCGAAUCCAGAGUUUCCUGAAUCGUUUGGUCAGAGAUCAUGGGAGCAUUGAUCUUGAGUGGUUAAGGGAUAUUCCCCCAGACUCAGCAAAGGAUUUCCUGCUAAGUAUACGUGGACUGGGGCUGAAAAGUGUUGAGUGUGUUCGUCUUCUCACUCUGCAUCAUCUUGCCUUCCCAGUUGACACAAAUGUUGGUCGCAUAUGUGUUAGACUGGGAUGGGUGCCCAUUCAACCCCUCCCUGAAUCUCUACAGUUACAUCUCCUGGAGCUGUAUCCUGUCUUGGAGACUAUACAAAAGUAUCUUUGGCCUCGCCUGUGUAAACUUGAUCAACAAACACUGUAUGAGCUACAUUAUCAUAUGAUUACUUUUGGAAAGGUCUUUUGUACCAAAAAUAAGCCAAAUUGCAAUGCAUGCCCUAUGAGGAGUGAGUGCAAGCAUUUUGCAAGUGCCUUUGCAAGUGCAAGGCUUGCACUUCCUGCUCCUCAGGAGAAAAGCUUAGUGAAGUCAAGCAAUCCAUUUGCUUUCCAGAAUAGCAGCACGCACACUCUGAAUUCUACUCAUCUGCCUCGCCUUGAGGGGAGUAUCCAUGCAAGGGAUUUUCUUCCUAAGAACUCAGAGCCAAUAAUCGAGGAGCCAUCAAGUCCAAGAGAGCAAGAAUAUCCAGAAACUAUGGAAAAUGAUAUUGAAGAUUUUUAUGAAGACGGUGAAAUCCCAACAAUAAAGCUUAACAUGGAAGCUUUUGCACAUAACUUGGAAAAUUGCAUUAAAGAAAGCAAUACGGAACUCCAAUCUGGUGAUAUUGCAAAAGCAUUGGUUGCUAUUAGCACUGAAGCAGCUUCAAUUCCUGUACCUAAACUAAAGAAUGUGCAUAGGCUUCGAACAGAACACUAUGUAUACGAACUUCCAGAUUCACAUCCUCUUGUACAACAGUUAGGACUUGACCAACGGGAACCUGAUGAUCCAAGUCCGUACUUAUUGGCCAUAUGGACACCAGGUGAAAUAAAGGAAAUAAGCAAGGCACCAAUACCAUGCUGUGACUCUCAAAUGGAAGGCAGCUUAUGCAAUAAUGGGAUGUGUCAUAAUUGUAUUGCUGAACGAGAAAUCCAAUCUAGAUAUGUCAGAGGCACAAUUCUGGUUCCUUGUCGAACAGCUAUGAGGGGUAGCUUCCCACUUAAUGGCACCUAUUUUCAAGUUAAUGAGGUAUUUGCUGACCACAAAUCUAGCCAAAACCCCAUACAUGUCGAAAGGGAGCAGUUAUGGAACUUGCAAAGGCGCAUGGUCUUCUUUGGGACUUCAGUACCUACUAUAUUCAAAGGUCUAACAACAGAAGAAAUACAACACUGCUUCUGGAGAGGAUUUGUCUGUGUGCGAGGAUUUGAGAUGGAAACUAGGGCACCAAGGCCUCUGUGCCCCCAUUUGCACGUUGUAGCAAGGCCAAGAUCCCGCAAGACAGCAGCAACUGAGCAAGCACUCUAAUUUAGCAAAGAUAUCAAAUCUAUAAACAUUAUGUUUAUGGUGAUACCAUUCACUCUCGAUCUGUUCAUGGGUCAUAUUAGUUCCUGCCGAACGAAGGCCAUUCUUCGAGGUAAUAAACCAUGGAGUUGGAAACUGUUAAUUCUCAGAUGUGGAAACUAAUUCAACAUGAGAAAGCACCAAAUGUUUUCGUAUGCACCGCUGGUGCAAGUUUUAUGUAAAUUAUCAUUUACCUGUUAAUCUGUGUAGGAUGCCAUUGUUUUCCUUUCUGAGACACUUGUAUCUUAUUAGCAUUUCAUUUGGUUUAUCAAUUGUACAUGUACUAGAUUUAUGUACUGGUAUCAUGUUGUGUGCUACACACCAUUUGUUUCAUCACUGGAUAGCUUGGCAAAAACCUUGUUUCUGUACCUGUAUAUUCAUGUUGUCUACAUCACUGAUUUUCACAACUAGCUGUUUUCGUGCAUCUGGAAGAUACGAACGAACAGUGUCAUGUCAUCAGAGUUUGCUGCAAGCGGGCAUGCUGUAAUAAAAUUGUCAGCACCUUAUUA
Molecule: messenger RNA, 6426 nt
Organism: Phragmites australis (common reed)
Lineage: Eukaryota; Viridiplantae; Streptophyta; Magnoliopsida; Poales; Poaceae
Product: protein ROS1C-like
Exons: 21
Coding region: 647-5881 (1744 amino acids)
Biological process (GO): base-excision repair
Molecular function (GO): DNA demethylase activity; 4 iron, 4 sulfur cluster binding; DNA N-glycosylase activity
Source: RefSeq, a predicted model, not a curated record